This is a messenger RNA of Trichoderma gamsii, 444 nucleotides long. Its product is annotated as ubiquitin-conjugating enzyme. The coding region runs from base 1 to 444 and encodes 147 amino acids. Gene Ontology annotation, cellular component: nucleus. The transcript is spliced from 5 exons. Gene Ontology annotation, molecular function: ubiquitin conjugating enzyme activity. The record is from RefSeq and is a predicted model, not a curated record. NCBI's taxonomy places the organism in Eukaryota, Fungi, Ascomycota, Sordariomycetes, Hypocreales, Hypocreaceae. Gene Ontology annotation, biological process: ubiquitin-dependent protein catabolic process; protein polyubiquitination.
AUGGCCUUGAAGCGCAUCAACAAGGAGCUUAAGGACCUCGGCACCGACCCGCCAUCCUCCUGCUCUGCCGGCCCUGUCGGCGAAGAUCUCUUCCACUGGCAAGCUACUAUUAUGGGACCCGGUGAUUCACCAUACUCAGGAGGCGUCUUCUUCCUGAAGAUUCAGUUCCCCACGGACUACCCCUUCAAACCUCCGAAAGUCAACUUCUCUACCAGAAUCUACCACCCCAACAUCAACAGCAACGGCAGCAUCUGUCUCGAUAUUCUGAGAGACCAGUGGAGCCCUGCUCUGACGAUUUCUAAAGUUCUGCUUUCUAUCUGCUCUAUGCUCACAGACCCGAACCCCGAUGAUCCGCUUGUGCCCGAGAUUGCACACGUGUACAAGACCGACCGGCCCCGAUACGAGGCCACCGCUCGGGAGUGGACCCGCAAGUACGCCGUCUAG